Messenger RNA from Eubalaena glacialis (North Atlantic right whale), 1258 nucleotides. RefSeq names its product ankyrin repeat domain 2 (gene ANKRD2). The record is from RefSeq and is a predicted model, not a curated record. Lineage: Eukaryota; Metazoa; Chordata; Mammalia; Artiodactyla; Balaenidae. Gene Ontology annotation, molecular function: RNA polymerase II-specific DNA-binding transcription factor binding. Gene Ontology annotation, cellular component: nucleus. Gene Ontology annotation, biological process: regulation of transcription by RNA polymerase II.
UGGGCCGGUGAGCUCAUGGCAAAGGCACCUAGCGGGGCGGGGGUGGGUGCCCUGGCAUAUAAAGCCCGUGGGGCCCCGGGGCCUGCAGGGGCGGUUGCGCACGGUACCAUGGCGGGCUCCGAGGAGGUGCAGAAGGCCACGGCACUCAUCGAGGAGCGGCUGGCGCAGGAGGAGGAGAAUGAGAAACUCCGAGGAACCACCCAUCAGAAGCUGCCCAUGGAGAUGCUGGUGUUGGAGGAUGAGAAGCAGCACAGGCCUCAGAGUCCAUCCUUACAAAAGGUUAAGGGUCAAGAGCGCGUGCGUAAAACAUCCCUAGACCUGCGGAGGGAAAUCAUCGACGUGGGUGGGAUCCAGAACCUCAUCCAGCUGCGGAAAAAACGCAAGCAGAAGAAGCGGGAAGCCCUGGCAGCCUCCCAGGAGCCACCUCCAGAGCCGGAGGAGAUCACCGGCCCUGUGGACGCGGAGACAUUCCUGAAAGCGGCAGUGGAGGGGCAAAUGAAGGUCAUUGAGAAGUUCCUGGCAGACGGGGGUUCCCCCGACACCUGUGAUCAGUUCCACCGGACAGCACUGCACCGAGCUUCCCUGGAGGGCCACAUGGAGAUCCUGGAGAAGCUUCUAGAGAGUGGGGUCACUGUGGACUUCCAGGAUCGGCUGGACUGCACAGCCAUGCAUUGGGCCUGCCGUGGGGGCCACUUGGAGGUGGUGAAGCUUCUGCAAAGCCGGGGAGCAGACACCAAUGUGAGGGAUAAGCUGCUGAGCACCCCCCUGCAUGUGGCAGUCCGGACGGGGCACGUGGAGAUCGUGGAACACUUUCUAUCCCUGGGCCUGGACAUCAAUGCCAAAGACAGAGAAGGGGACAGUGCCCUGCAUGACGCCGUGAGGCUCAAUCGCUACAAAAUCAUCAAACUGCUGCUCCUGCACGGGGCUGACAUGAUGAGCAAGAACCUGAAAGGAAAGACCCCCACGGACCUGGUGCAGCUGUGGCAGGCUGACACCCGGCACGCUCUGGAGCACCCAGAGCCGGGGUCAGAGCAGAACGGGCUGGAAGGGUCUGCCGAGAGUGGGCGGGAGACCCCGCAGCCUGUGCCAGCCCAGUAAACGACUGUCCCAGCCCAGCCAGGCACCUGGCCUGUCCCCUGCGUACAGCCGGAGGGUCAUAAGAAUGGCCCCCAGAGCUGAGGACCACACCAUUCCUCUGUGUACGCCCCAGGAGCACCCACAAGCUACCGCAAUUUUAAAAAAAGUCAUUUUUGCUGUG